Moneuplotes crassus is the source of this 3122-nucleotide messenger RNA. The record is from the annotation of a GenBank genome assembly. Lineage: Eukaryota; Ciliophora; Spirotrichea; Euplotida; Euplotidae.
UAUCUAAUAUGAUUAGAGGAAGCAAUACGAAGCCCCAUUCUGCUCCAAGCGCCUUGCCACUUUGAAGCAAAUUUAUGAAAAUGACUAGUGUAAGUCAUCCAAAUGAGGAAUCUAAAAACCAGUCUUCCUCAAGUGGGUUGAAGGAUAAUAGACACGAACUGACAAUCUCCAGUCUAGACACCACCCAGAUGCUGUACAUUGACGACUUCUUUUUCAUGCUUGGCAACUCCUGUAAUGCUAGCGAUCAGAGCGAGUAUUUAUUCAUGGUCAAAGGAAGUGAGAUCAAGGACCAUUUUAAGUUACAUACAAAGACACUUGCAAUAAAGAAGAUCAAUAUUAAGGAAGAGAAACUGAUCGUCUCCCUGGGAUAUGACACCAUCCCUGAGGAAGGCAAGACAGGCGAUAUAGAUGUAGUUGGCGCUGCUGGUCGAAGAAGAUGCAUCAAGGUGUGGAGCUACAGCAGCCUUAUAAUGGGAGAGUAUAACGAUUAUGUCCAAGCUGGUAUAACAGGCGGCUUUGAACCCUCUAUGUCUAGUCCAAGGAUCAUUGAGCUGGAGGAUAAUGUUGAUUCUCCUCCAAUGGACUUUUUGGAUGUCUCUGCUUGUGGCCAGUAUAUUGGAGUCGUAUCAAGCAGGGAAAGAAUUACUAUUCAUAAAGCAUACCCUAAUUUCAGCAUUCCUCCAGAUAAGGCUAUUAAGAGCAGAGAAAUUGAAGUGACACUGAGAAAAAGCAGUUCUCAAAUUCUAAGUUGUCAUUUCUAUAGAGAUAGAAUCUCCAACAUCAACUAUGUUUACAUUGUUGCCUCUGAUAUGAUCUAUCUGAUUGAUACUGAAAAGAAAGUGUCUGAAACCAUGGAACUGACUAUGAAUGAAGUGGAGGUCAUUCCCAGUUGAGCAUACUGAGACAAUAUUUCUGGAAACUUGAUAGUAUCCCAGUCAUACCACAAUGACCCUAAUGUUCCUCCAGUUGGAGAAGCUAUCUACAACCUUGACACCCCUCCAACUCUGAAAUUUUUAUCUGAAGGGCCAAGAGUCUUUACAAAAUUGUACGGAAAGUUGAUGGUAGUUGUGACUGAGAAAGAGAACAAGAGCAAAAAGCACUAUCUGGAGAUUUACGAUGCAGGUAUUCAGAUCUUGUAUUAUUCCAACUCAUAUCAUACUAUUCAUGAGAUCAUCAUUGAGAGUAGUACAAUUUACCUGUUCGUCACUCAUGAUGAGAAGAAUGGCAUCGCUGAGAAGGAGCUUAUCAAAUUGACAGAAAUCACUGUUGGAGAGAAAAUCAAAAUUUUAUUGGAAAAGAGUCUCUUUGAGCAAGCUAGUCAAGUCGCUAUCAACGCCGAGUGCUCUGAGGAGAUCAAGGCAGCCGUGGCUAGAGAACAAGGGGACCAUUUUUACUUAAACAGGAAGUACAAGGAAGCAAUGGAGCAAUACAUCAAAACCAUUGGAUAUGAAGCCCCGAGUUAUGUAAUCGAGAAGUUCCUGGAAGUUCAAAACUUAGACCUUCUGAUAGAGUAUCUUGAGAAGUUGAUCGAAACUCCUAUUACAAAGAACAAUACUUUAUUAGGGAAUAACAAGGAUUAUACAGCUUUGCUUCUGAACUGCUACCUCAAGCAGGAGAAAAAGAGCAAGAUUGAAGAACAAAUGAUCAAGGAUAGAGGCUCAGACUCUAUUUUCGAUGUUGAAACAGCUAUUGAUGUCUGUAGACAAAAACAAGGAUACUCCGAUCUUGCCAUCAAGCUUGCCAAUAGAUAUGAGAAAUGGGAGCUCUUAGUGAGCAUCUAUAUUGAAGAUUCUAACCAAAACAUUACUGGAGCUCUUGAGAUCAUCGAUGAGAAGAUCAAGGAUGUCAAGGACAAGCUAAAUUUAUUGAAGCAAUAUGGAGGCGUCAUCCUAAAUAGGAGCAGCGGAUUCAUCCAUUCUGAGAAGAAAAUGUCCAAUUUAUUACUCAAAAUUACAAAAUAUUUGAUCAUGAAGAAGAAAAAUCCUGGGUUCAAGAGCCCAGAGUACCAGAAUUAUAGCAUGAGGGAUGAUAAGGACGAUAUUAAGAUAUCUGAAAUUAUCAAAAUCUUCGUUGACAACAAUGAUUCCUUAUGUGAAUACCUAAAGAAAGUCCUUGAUGAGCAUGGAGAUGAUGCCAACAAAAUUUGUGGAGAUGACCUUCAUCUAUACCACAAGCUCUUGGAAUGCUAUCUGAACAAAUACUCUGAGAAGAGAUCUACAAAUGUGCAUUCAACGAUCAGCAAAAUAGAUAAUGACAUAAAGGACUUUGUCAAGAUCAAUGAGUCGAAGAUAGACAAGAGUUAUGUCCUCUAUCUGUUCAGAUUCUAUAGCUAUCUGGAUGGAAUCCAGAAGCUAUCCCAACAACUGAAUAUGAACCAGGAGCUACUCUCUGUGUUCAUUGAGAAGAAGGAAUAUGACAACAUCGUUAGACUUUGUAAGGAGAAAGGAGGUCAAGAGAAGGAUCUCUGGAUUCAAGCCCUCAAUCACUUCAGAGAGGAAGGAGAGAAUUUUAAAUUACAGGAAUGACUUGAGUAUAUCAGCGAAAAGGAGGUACUGACCCCUCUGAUGGUGCUUGAUAUUCUUAAAAAUACUGACUCUGAUCUCAAGUUUAAAUAUAUUAGGAACUAUAUGUUUGGAGAGAUCAAGAAAUUAGACUCUAAAAUUAAGAACAGUAAGGAAGAAAUUGAAGCCAAUAUGCAAGGUAUUGCUGAGAAAAAGAAAGAGUAUCAGGUACUGACAACCACUCCUCAGCAAUUUGAGCAAUCAACCUGUUCAAAAUGUGGUGAUAGACUAACUGUCCCAACCUACCACUUUAUGUGUGGCCAUGUGUACCAUGAGAGCUGAGUUGAAGAAGAUAAAGAAACCUAUAAAAGAGUCUGAUUAUUAUGCAAUAAGCAAUUCACUGAAGCUAUUGAUAGGAAAAAUUUGUUCGAAGGAAAGGCCAGAGACCAUCAACAAUUCUUCACUGAGUUGGAAGGUGAUGACAAGAAGAUGGACACUAUAGCGACCUAUUACGGAAUUGGCUUGUUCAAUGACAUCCAGAAAGAACUAGAGGAAAAUGAGUUAUAAAUAAUUGAUGGAUAGUAACCAGGCACCAAUAACGAUUGUUCCCAGUUUUCAAUA